GUUCACAUCGCAUAGUCCGUUAAUCCGAAGCUGAAUCUGAACGUUCGCUCCACAUCUCUCUUCUGACAUCUCCUUCUGGUGCUUCUCGCGGGGAGCGCAUCUAGGGUUUUAAUACUCGUUGGUAGUGUUUCCAGGGUAAUUUAGAAGCAGUCUCGGUAGCGAAUAGAUGGCGUGCGUAUACAUACCGGUGCAGAAUUCCGAGGAGGAGGUAAGGGUUGCUCUGGAUCAGCUCCCCAAGGAUGCUUCUGAUAUCCUCGACAUUCUCAAGGCGGAACAAGCUCCUCUCGAUCUUUGGCUUAUCAUCGCGAGAGAGUACUUCAAGCAGGGAAAGCUUGAUCAAUUUCGCCAGAUUUUGGAGGAAGGAUCGAGUCCGGAAAUUGAUGACUAUUAUGCGGAUGUUAGAUAUGAGAGGAUAGCUAUCUUAAAUGCCCUUGGGGCCUACUAUAGUUACCUUGGAAAAAUAGAGACAAAACAAAGAGAAAAAGAGGAACAUUUUAUUCUGGCAACACAAUACUACAACAAAGCAUCAAGAAUUGACAUGCACGAGCCCUCCACUUGGGUUGGGAAAGGUCAGCUCUUACUAGCAAAGGGUGAAGUUGACCAGGCAUCUGCAGCCUUUAAAAUUGUGUUGGAUGGAGAUCAUGACAAUGUUCCUGCUCUUCUAGGCCAGGCAUGUGUUGAGUUCAAUCGUGGUCGCUAUUCUGAUUCACUUGAGUUGUACAAGAGGGCAUUGCAAGUGUAUCCCAAUUGCCCUGCUGCUGUGAGACUUGGCAUAGGUCUAUGUCGGUACAAAUUAGGUCAAUUUGAAAAAGCACAACAGGCUUUUGAACGUGUUUUGCAGUUAGAUCCUGAAAAUGUUGAAGCUCUUGUUGCACUCGCGAUAAUGGAUCUGCGCACUAAUGAAGCUGCUGGAAUUAGGAAGGGAAUGGUAAAAAUGCAGAGAGCAUUUGAGAUCUAUCCCUACUGUGCAAUGGCUCUGAAUUAUCUAGCCAACCAUUUUUUCUUCACUGGUCAACAUUUUUUAGUUGAGCAACUGACAGAAACUGCACUAGCCGUUACAAAUCAUGGUCCAACGAAGUCACAUUCUUAUUACAAUUUAGCACGAUCUUACCAUAGCAAGGGAGACUAUGAGAAAGCUGGACUUUAUUACAUGGCAUCUGUCAAGGAAGUCAACAAGCCCCAUGAAUUUGUGUUUCCUUACUAUGGGUUGGGACAAGUGCAACUAAAAUUGGGAGAUUUUAGAAGUGCGCUUUCAAAUUUUGAAAAGGUUUUGGAGGUGUACCCGGAUAAUUGUGAGACAUUAAAAUCAGUGGGGCAUAUAUAUGUUCAGCUUGGUCAGGCCGAUAAGGGCCAGGAAUUUUUGAGGAAAGCUACAAAAAUAGAUCCACGUGAUGCUCAGGCAUUUCUGGAACUGGGAGAAUUAUUGAUUUCGUCUGACACAGGAGCUGCUCUGGAUGCUUUCAAAACUGCACGUACACUUUUUAAGAAGGGAGGUCAAGAAGUACCAAUUGAAUUACUCAAUAAUAUUGGCGUCCUUCAGUUUGAAAGGGGGGAUUUUCAGCUUGCUCAACAAACUUUUGAAGAGGCUCUAGGUGAUGGAAUAUGGCUCUCUUUCAUUAAUGAUGAAAAGAAGUCAUUUGUUGAUGCUGCUGCAUCCAUUCUGCAAUUCAAGGAGAUGCAAUUAUUUCAUGACCUUGAAAGUAACGGUCACCAUGUGGAAGUACCAUGGGACAAAGUCACAGUACUCUUUAACCUGGCCAGAUUACUUGAGUUGCUGAACAAAUCUGGAGCUGCAAGUAUACUGUAUCGCCUGAUCUUGUUUAAGUAUCCAGACUAUAUUGAUGCCUAUUUGAGGCUAGCUGCUAUCGCGAAGGCUCGGAAUAACAUCCUCCUAAGCAUUGAAUUGGUUAAUGAUGCCUUGAAGGUCAAUGAAAAAUGUCCAAAUGCUUUGUCUAUGCUUGGUGAGUUGGAGUUAAGAAAUGAUGAUUGGGUGAAGGCAAAAGAAACCCUUCGGGCAGCUAGUGAUGCAACUGAUGGAAAAGACUCCUAUGCUACUCUUUCCCUGGGAAACUGGAACUACUUUGCAGCAGUUCGCAAUGAGAAGAGAAAUCCAAAGCUGGAAGCUACUCAUUUGGAAAAGGCCAAGGAACUUUAUACCAGAGUUUUAAUACAGCAUUCUGCUAAUUUGUAUGCUGCCAAUGGUGCUGGGGUAGUCUUAGCAGAAAAAGGUCACUUUGACGUUUCAAAGGAUAUCUUCACACAGGUUCAAGAAGCUGCAAGUGGGAGUGUUUUUGUGCAGAUGCCUGAUGUGUGGAUAAACUUGGCCCAUGUGUAUUUUGCUCAGGGCAAUUUUGCCUUGGCGGUGAAAAUGUACCAGAACUGCUUGCGGAAGUUCUAUCAUAACACAGAUUCACAAAUACUUCUAUACCUAGCUCGUACCCAUUAUGAAGCUGAACAGUGGCAAGACUGUAUAAAAACUCUAUUGAGAGCUAUCCAUUUGGCACCCUCAAAUUAUACACUAAGAUUUGAUGCUGGUGUUGCGAUGCAAAAGUUUUCAGCAUCAACGCUACAAAAGGCUAAGAGGACUGCAGAUGAGGUGCGAGCAACUGUUGCAGAGCUGCAAAAUGCGGUCCGUAUAUUUAGUCAGUUGUCUGCGGCUUCCAACCUGCACAUUCAUGGGUUUGAUGAGAAGAAAAUAGAAACUCAUGUUGGUUACUGCAACCACUUACUUUCAGCUGCAAAAGUUCACCUUGAAGCAGCUGAGCGUGAGGAGCAGCAGAUGCGACAGAGACAAGAACUUGCUCGUCAGGUUGCGUUGGCUGAGGAAGCCCGGCGAAAGGCUGAAGAACAAAGGAAAUAUCAGCUGGAAAGGAGAAAGCAAGAGGAUGAACUAAAACGAGUACAGCAACAAGAGGAACAUUUUAAGCGUGUAAAGGAGCAAUGGAAGAGCAGCACACAUUCUUCAAAACGGAGAGAAAGGUCUGAUGAUGAGGAUGGUGGUCCUAAUGAGAAGCGGAGAAGAAAGGGUGGAAAGAGGAGAAAGAAGGAUAAGCAUUCAAAGUCACACUAUGACACAGAGGAAAUAGGUGAAAUGAUUGAUGAACAGGAAAAUGAAUUCGAAGACGCUGACAUAAACUACAGAGAGCCUGAUGCUCAGAUAAAUGAUGAUGAUGGUGCUGAGGAGAAUGCCCAGGGUCUUCUUGCGGCAGCUGGGCUUGAAGACUCUGAUGUAGAUGAUAGGACGGCUGCACCUUCAACUAUUAGUCGACGGAGGCAAGCUUUAUCAGAUUCUGAUGAUGAUGAUGAGCCAUUACAGAGACAUUCCAGUCCCAUAGGAGAAAAUUCUGCUUAUCUGCAGGACAGUGAUGGAGAAGUCAAGGAUAGGGGCAGGACCAAUGAAGAUUUUGCCAGUGAUGAUGAGAAGGAGAAUUGAGUUUCCAUCUGCAGGGUUGAUAUGUUUACAGUCUUGGUCCAUCGAGUCAUGUGGAGAUUUUCUGGGGUUCUGAAAAUCGUCUACACAAAUAUGCGAUGCAUCCCAUUUUCUGGUAUAUAUACUUUGAAAGGUUUUAUUUUUGUGUAAAUCAACUUUAUCAAUCAAUAUCAGUUCCCUUUUCAGUUCAUCAA
Neltuma alba is the source of this 3624-nucleotide messenger RNA. Its product is annotated as protein CTR9 homolog. The transcript has 24 exons. The coding region runs from base 167 to 3433 and encodes 1088 amino acids. Gene Ontology annotation, molecular function: RNA polymerase II complex binding. NCBI's taxonomy places the organism in Eukaryota, Viridiplantae, Streptophyta, Magnoliopsida, Fabales, Fabaceae. Gene Ontology annotation, biological process: transcription elongation by RNA polymerase II; regulation of DNA-templated transcription. The record is from RefSeq and is a predicted model, not a curated record. Gene Ontology annotation, cellular component: Cdc73/Paf1 complex.